AAGUGUCAGGCUCCGUCAUGAAGUCGCUCCUGCUGCUCCUCUCCGUCCUCUCCCUCCGGACCCACGGGGCCCGCUCCUCCUAUGGCAGCUCUCCGGACCGGGUUCCGGUUCUGGACCUGCAUCUGGACCUGUCCUCCUUGCUCCACCGGCUGGACCCGCGCUUCCUGUCCGUCACCAUCGACGCGAGCCUGGCGGCGGAGGAGCGCUCCAUGCUGCUGCUCAGGACUCAGAAGAUCAGGACUUUGGCCAAAGCUCUGAGUCCGGCUUUCCUGAGGUUUGGGGGGACGCGGCAGGACUUCAUGGUUUUUGACCCUAAAGGCGGCCAGCAGCUGACUGCGGCGCCGUCUGCAGAGGAGGCCUGUGGCGCCGUGCAGCUUCCCGCUUUGCUGGAAGGAGACCUGAAACAGAACUGGACCCAGCAGCUGCUGCUCCUGCAGAAAGAGGAGCACCAGGGGAGGUACCGCCGGACCCAGUUCACAGAACUCACCGUGGACCAACUGCAGUCCUUCAGCAGCUGCUGCGGCCUGGACCUGGUCUUUGGCCUCAACGCUCUGCUCCGGACGGCCCAGAACCGCUGGAACAGCAGCAACGCCGCUUCGCUGCUGCGCUACUGCGAGUCGCGCCGCUACCGCAUGUCCUGGGAGCUGGGGAACGAGCCAAACAGCUUCGAGAAGAAGGCGGGGAUCCGGGUGGACGGCGGUCAGCUGGGCCGGGACUUCACCCGGCUCAGGAAGAUGAUGUCCGAGUCCAGCCUGUACCGGGACGCCGGACUGUUUGGGCCGGACGUGGGUCAGCCGCGGGACCACCGGGCCGACAUCCUGGGGGGCUUCCUGCAGAGCGGAGGGGGGGCCAUCGACGCCUGCACCUGGCAUCAUUACUACGUGGACGGCAGAGCGGCUUCUCUGGAGGAUUUUCUGGACCCCACGGUUCUGGACUCGUUGGCCGUGAAGACGGGUGAAGUUCUGGAGACGGUGAAAAGGGCGUCUCCAGGGACGCCGGUGUGGCUCGGAGAGACCAGCUCGGCGUUCGGGGGCGGAGCCGCAGGGCUGUCGGACUCCUUCGUUGCAGGAUUCAUGUGGCUGGACAAACUGGGCCUGGCUGCCAGAAUGGGCCUGGACGUGGUGAUGAGGCAGGUUCUGGUCGGGGCCGGAAGUUACCACCUGCUGGACGAUGACCUCAAUCCACUUCCUGAUUACUGGCUGUCGGUUCUUCACAAGAGGCUGGUUGGACCAGAGGUUCUGAACGUUGACGCGGUCUCUGGUGCUGGAGGUGGUCGGCGGGUCCGGUCGUACCUGCACUGCGCCAACAGGAGGAGCUACAGAGACGGCGCCGUGGUUCUGAUGUCCAUGAACCUGAGCCCGAGGCCCGUCAGGAUGCAGGUUCCGGUUCCGGUGUCGAACAGCACGGUGGAGACGUUCGUCCUUCAGUCCGAUCGUCCCGGGAUGGACGGCCUCCGAUCCAGGUCUGUGAAGCUGAACGGAGUUCUGCUGGAGAUGGUGGACGAUGAAACUCUUCCUCUGCUCGCCGGGGUUCCUCUGCCUCCAUCAGACCACCUGCAGCUUCCCGCCUUCUCCCUGGCCUUCUUUGUGUUCACGGACGCCGGGGCGGCGGCCUGCCGCUGACCCGUAAGACCUCAGGUGGGACUCUGAUGUCCUGAAAACGUCACGGAAGUGUUUGAUGUGUUAACGGAAAUAAAGAAUGGAAAACGUUUGAAAAGUU
This is a messenger RNA of Oryzias latipes (Japanese medaka), 1719 nucleotides long. RefSeq names its product heparanase (gene hpse). The record is from RefSeq and is a predicted model, not a curated record. Lineage: Eukaryota; Metazoa; Chordata; Actinopteri; Beloniformes; Adrianichthyidae. Gene Ontology annotation, molecular function: hydrolase activity, acting on glycosyl bonds. Gene Ontology annotation, cellular component: membrane; extracellular matrix. Gene Ontology annotation, biological process: angiogenesis involved in wound healing; cell-matrix adhesion.